This is a messenger RNA of Lacerta agilis (Sand lizard), 637 nucleotides long. Its product is annotated as SOSS complex subunit C-like. Gene Ontology annotation, cellular component: SOSS complex; nucleus; nucleoplasm. NCBI's taxonomy places the organism in Eukaryota, Metazoa, Chordata, Lepidosauria, Squamata, Lacertidae. Gene Ontology annotation, biological process: DNA repair. The transcript is spliced from 6 exons. The record is from RefSeq and is a predicted model, not a curated record. The coding region runs from base 101 to 475 and encodes 124 amino acids.
GGACUCCACCGACCUGCUGGAGGUGAGCGGAAGGAGCAACCACAAUGCCAACUCUCGUCCCAUAACUACGUUAUAGCCAAUUAAGGCGGAAACUAGCAAGAUGGCAUCAAACCCUCCUGGGCAAGGGUUUCAGAAUAAAAACAGGGUUGCGAUUUUGGCAGAGCUAGAUAAGGAGAAGAGGAAGCUGCUGAUGCAAAACCAGUCUUCCACAAAUCACCCUGGAGCCAGAGUUCUGCAGCCACUCUACCAAACAUAUGAGCUCCCCAUCAUGAAGACUAUGGACCCCUGCAUCUCUCUCGCCAGAUCUUCCCUUAACAAGGAUUUCCGUGAUCAUGCAGAACUGCAGCACAUCGCUGCACAGCAGAAGGCAGCUCUACAGCAUGCUCAUGCACAUUCCUCAGGAUACUUCAUAACCCAAGACUCUGCCUUUGGGAACCUUAUUCUUCCUGUGUUGCCACGGCUUGAUUUGGAGUGAGAAACCAUCCUUGGAACGAAGAGCAUCAGUGUUCGUCCAGUCUCAUAGCUGCUCCCUUGCCAAACUUUGCUUCUGGUUUAUGAAAACAAGAGGACUCAAAAAUGAAUGUUGUUGUUGUUGUUUUGUUCACUGUAAUGGCUUUCCGUUUUGAAUCCAGGUGUU